Molecule: messenger RNA, 2169 nt
Organism: Acanthosepion pharaonis
Lineage: Eukaryota; Metazoa; Mollusca; Cephalopoda; Sepiida; Sepiidae
Source: the annotation of a GenBank genome assembly
AUGGCGUCGGAAGAGGAGCCGACAACGAAGUUUACUGAUGGGCAACUGAUAAAUAAUGUUAUGAAGGCCCUUCAAGAACAAAGGAAGGUCUGCCGUUUCUGUGACGUUGUACUCAAAGUGUGCGGAGAAGAGAUCUUUGCUCACAGUAAUGUAUUAGCAGCUGCCAGUCCAUAUUUCGCCUCUUUUCUUGGCACUCUGCAGGAUCUUCCUCGCGCCUUUUCUCAAAAGUUACCCCAGAUCAUCGAGAUCCACAUCGAGGGUUCGAACGAGUCGAAGAUCGGUUACGGCCUAGCUGUCCGUAAGCUGGUAGACUUCAUGUACACUAGCUGCAUCGAAAUCUCACCCAGCGUGUUAACCCAAGUUAUAGAGAUUGCUAAAAUCAUGCAACUGAACACGAUACUAGAAUACUGUGAGAGGUAUCGAAAUGGCCAGCCUAAACUGCCAGAGAACGUUGAGGAGUUUUCAACUCCAGCAACUGGCGAAGAUGCGACCGGUAUGAAAUCCGUAGACCACACCUAUGGUCUUGAUGAUGACAGUGCCUUCCCUUCUGAGUCAUCGGCUAUGAAUGUAAGCAAGGACCAGAUGACCCAAACCAACUUCUUCACCAGUGCUAACUCAAAAGAAAGUAUAACAACUGAAGACUGCGACUCGAACGUGGCCCUUGCUGAAGCUUCUGUCGUGAAAGACGAUGAAGAAGAUAACGCUAAAAAUGAACAAACUGCCGAGUCGAUCGAUUCACUGCUAGACGAAGAAGGCCCGGAAACAAACACGACUACAAAAUUACUAGCCGAAGUAGCCGCAGACUCUGUUACACUUGCAGAUCCAGAGGCUUUGAUAUCAUCAUCCAUACAAAAGACGACGACAGUUGCGACUGUAUCUGAGACAAUCACCGAAGAAGAGGAAGCAAUGGAGACUGAAGAGAAAGUGGAUCCUGAUGUGACAGGAGAAAGUGAUCCUGCUAAAGAUUCUGGUCAGUGUUCGGGGGCAGUCCGCUCUAGCUUACGUAUUCGCCUGGGUAAGAAACACACAAGGGGUCGCCCUUACCACAGAAAAAAAGGUAAGGUGAAAUCUAGAGUUACCGCGACCACUAACAACAACGGCCAGACGCAGAAUAAUGGCACCACUACAAAUAAUAAUGUCACGAUUGAAGUGUAUAUAUGUGACGAAUGUUUGUACAGCACAUAUAACUAUAACCACUUUAAACGACAUCAAAAAAUUCACCAGGACGGUAAAUAUAGUUGUAAUAAGUGCGACUACAAAGCGAACCGGUUGAAAACAUUAAACGACCAUAAACGAAUCCACUUACACGCUGACCUUCAGUGUAGCUACUGUGAGUACAAAGCAACUAAUGCUGAGGAGUUAACGUUACACUUGUCUCGCCACAGCGGAGAACACCCGUAUUUCUGUUAUUUAUGCGAUAUGAAAUUUAAAACCAGAACGCAGCUUAACCAGCACAUGCCAAAGCAUUCCGAGGAGAAACCAUUUGUCUGCACUAAGUGCUUCGCGGGUUUUAAGUGGAAGCACGCUCUGAAAAGCCACAUGGUGGUCCACAGUGACACCAAAGAUCAUUUGUGUGACAUCUGUGGCUAUGCGACAGCCCACAAGAGCCAGCUGAAAGCACAUCGCCUAAUCCACACUGGAGAGACCUUCAAGUGCUCCAUGCAGGGCUGCACUUUUCAGGCCCUUAAACAACAGAACCUCAAAUACCACAUGCUGACCCACACGCACGAGAAACCUCACGUGUGCCCUGUCUGUAGCCAAAGUUUCUCGCUGAUUAAAAAUCUCAAACGUCACAUGUUACUGCAUACCAACAACCGGCCCUACAAAUGUGACCACUGCUCUUUUACAUCAACUCGCUAUGACAAGUUGAAAGGACAUCUUCUUAAACAACAUAACAUUGGGGAGAAGCCGAACAAGAAACAUCGGAUUUUAGAUUAUCAAGUGCCCAGUGAAAAACUCGUGCAAGAGUCGACCGAGGAAGCAGAUGAAAGCACUUUGAGAGAAAUAACAGCGACAGUUGCUACGGAAGGUGCUACUGCUACUAUUCCAGGCACAACCACACAAAUCGUUAUCGCUGCUGCAGAUAAUAUCCCUGUACCUAUUGCAAUAACCCGUGUCAACAGUGAUGGUUACACAGAAAUUAGUUAUCCUACUUUUCAAUAUGUGUAA